Molecule: messenger RNA, 300 nt
Organism: Vicia faba (fava bean)
Lineage: Eukaryota; Viridiplantae; Streptophyta; Magnoliopsida; Fabales; Fabaceae
Source: the annotation of a GenBank genome assembly
AUGGGACCUGGCGGACCAGGAGGGCCUGGUGGCGGGCCUGGUUGGGGGCCUGGCCCGGGAGGACUUGGUGGUGGGCCUGGUGGGGGACCCGGUUGGGGCCCUGGUGGACCUGCUUGGAGUCCUGGGCCGGGAGGCCCUGGCUGGGGUCCACCUGGACCUGGAGGCUUUUUUGGUGGAUUUGCUGACGGUUUAUUUAGCCUCAUAUCUUCAUGCUUUUACUGCUUAUGCUGUUGCUGGUUGGUACAAGAUUGCUUCGGUGGCCCACCACCACCACCAGGCCCAGGCCCAGGCCCUUUCUAG